Haliotis rufescens (red abalone) is the source of this 998-nucleotide messenger RNA. Its product is annotated as dehydrogenase/reductase SDR family member 11-like. Lineage: Eukaryota; Metazoa; Mollusca; Gastropoda; Lepetellida; Haliotidae. The transcript is spliced from 7 exons. The record is from RefSeq and is a predicted model, not a curated record. Bases 163 to 927 code for a protein of 254 amino acids. Gene Ontology annotation, molecular function: oxidoreductase activity.
CACGUUUUAUAUAAUCAAGGGAUGCACGAUCGCAUACCGAACUGACAUACGCAGUACUUGCCUAAGCAUGUUCACUGUGUCACUGCUGGGCUGGCUGAUAACACCUUAGACUAUAUUACCAAGUGGAAGUGUGUGGCGUUCAGCUGAUCUCGUGCAGCAGUGAUGGAACGUUGGGCGGGUCGUGUUGCGUUGGUGACUGGGGCUUCGGCGGGGAUCGGAGCCGCAAUCACCCGAUCACUGGUCAAGAGUGGGAUGAAAGUAGUUGGAUGUGCCCGUAAUGUAGAGCGAAUCCAGAAAAUCGCCGACGAGCUGAAAGACGAGCCAGGAUCACUGAAACCAGUGAAAUGUGACGUCAGACAGGAGGAGGACAUCUUGGCAAUGUUCCAAAGCAUUAAAUCUGACCCUGACCUUGGAGGGGUGGACGUGUGUGUUAACAACGCCGGGUUGGGGCACGAUACCUCGCUGAUGGAGGGCAACUCAAGCCAGUGGCGGGAAAUGUUGGAUGUGAAUGUGCUGGCACUAUGUAUCUGUUCCCGAGAAGCCUAUAAAUCUCAGAGGGAACGAGGUGUCAAUGAUGGCCACUUCAUCCUUAUCAACAGCAUGUCUGGCCACAGAAUCCAGCUCAGCAAAAGCAACCACUUCUACGCUGCCACCAAACACGCCGUCACUGCCAUACAGCAUGGGAUGAGGUUUGAGUUCAGGGAAGAUAAAGUGGCUGCCAAGGUGACGUCAAUUAGCCCCGGUGAUGUGGAGACGGAAUUCCUGAACAGAAUGUUAAAAGACGAUGCUAAGGCUAAGGAAAUCUAUGGCUCGUCCACUUGCCUGCAGCCGUCAGAUAUUGUGGACGCCGUCAUCUACGCUCUCAGCUCUUCUCCACGGGCACAGAUCGACGACAUCUGGCUCCGCCCAAUCGAUCAGCUGGACUGAUGCACACCGCGACCUUUACCUGCCUGUCCUUGAAUCGUCGCCAACUAGAAUAAAAAGUUUUAUAAAACGAU